Messenger RNA from Kluyveromyces marxianus DMKU3-1042, 1569 nucleotides. It is a transcript of the gene MSK1, whose product is annotated as lysine--tRNA ligase MSK1. Gene Ontology annotation, molecular function: tRNA binding; ATP binding; lysine-tRNA ligase activity. The transcript has a single exon. NCBI's taxonomy places the organism in Eukaryota, Fungi, Ascomycota, Saccharomycetes, Saccharomycetales, Saccharomycetaceae. Gene Ontology annotation, cellular component: cytoplasm; mitochondrion. Gene Ontology annotation, biological process: mitochondrial lysyl-tRNA aminoacylation. The record is from RefSeq and is a predicted model, not a curated record. Bases 1 to 1569 code for a protein of 522 amino acids.
AUGUGGUGUCAAGACAUGUUACGUACGAAAUUGCUGAUUGGUAGUCUCAGAAGAUUAUAUUCAUCAGGCGCCUCUACUCUUGAAUACAAGGCAAGAAACGUCCAGAUUCAAAACAACGUAUCCAAAUGGUAUCCCUCCCUUUCACACCUUCCGAAAACCACGACAGAUAUAUCAAAUUUCUUUAAACAAUAUAAUGGGUUAGCAGAAGAUGAUCGAUCAGUUAAGCAUAUUCUUCAAGGAAAAAUCAUUGGUAUGCGAUUCUCAGGGAAAAAGAUUGGAUUCAUCAAUCUCUUAAAUGAUAAGCAUACUCUACAGCUAAUAGUCAACUUUAAUAACUUAAACAUGACAAAUGAAGAGUUCCAAACGCAUUUGAAACAGUUCAAGGUGGGAGAUCAUAUCCAAGUUUCAGGUUUUCCAGGAUUAUCACAGAAACAAAAGACCUUGUCUUUAAAGGUAACAGAACCCAUACAGAUACUUUCUGCAUCACAGAUACCGAUUCCGCCUAAACUUGAGGAUGCAAGCAAGAGAAAUUCAAAUAAAGUUUUGGAUUAUCUAGUUAAUGGUACGGAAACUCUAUACAUACGGCACCUGAUUAUUAAGAGAAUCAGGGAAUGGUUGUAUAAUAGAGAAUUCGUAGAAGUCGAAACUCCCAUCAUCUCAUCCAAAUCAAGUGGAGCGAAUGCAAAACCUUUUGAAACGUGUUGCACAGCGAUCGAUAAAGAUGAGACAGCAGAACUGCGGAUAGCACCAGAAUUGUGGUUAAAGAGACUUUGUAUUGGAGGUAUGAACAGAAUAUUUGAGAUUGGGAAAGUAUUUCGAAACGAAGGUAUCGAUGCCACACACAACCCUGAAUUUACCACACUGGAAUUUUAUCAGUGUUAUACUGAUAUGGAGCAACUUAUAGAAAUGAGCGAGUCCCUUGUAAAAUACGUAUGCGAAGGAAUCGAUACUCCUAAAUCGAAAGAACUCUUACAACAUCUUGAGAAGAACGAAUGGAAGUUCAAAAGACUAGAGUUCCUACCAACACUGUACACUCAAACAAAUAUAGACUUCAGCACCAUAGAUUUGAACGAUGCUGAUGGAAUUAAAAACUUGUUAUUGAAGCAUGAUAUUCAUAUUCCUUCAAAUUGUCAGUCAACGCAACAGAUUUUAAACGAACUAUGCGCUAGAUACGUCGAAUCACAAUGCGAUACAUUACUUCCCACUGUAAUAUAUCAUCAUCCCACGAUACUAUCUCCUCUUGCCAAGUCAGAUCCAGAGCAUCCUCAAGUGACUAAGCGCUUUGAAAUAUUUAUAAAAGGCAAAGAGUACAUAAAUGCUUAUGAAGAAGAGAACUGCCCUGACUUGCAGUUAAAAAAAUUUGCACAACAGUCGGAAGCCAGAGACAAGUUCAACGACGCCGAAAUGAUGGGUAUUGAUUUGCCGUAUGUCCAAGCUAUGAAAUACGGAAUGCCACCAAUCGGUGGUUUUGGUCUUGGAAUUGACCGCUUGUGUAUGUUAUUGACUGACAGUCAGAGGAUCGAGCAAGUACUAAGUUUUGGUACAUUGGAUGAUGUAAACAGACAGUAA